CGGCGGCACUUUUAAGUCCAGGCGUGCUGCCUGAUGACCAUGCUGAACGCCUCAUAGGCUGCACCUUUUCUUAAAGGUCUGAGAUCCCGCUGAUGGACGCAUAUUGCGGGGAUGAGCUUGGACGCGUUGCGUGUGGCCGCGUGCGAGCUCUCCGCGGGUGCUCCACGGGCCACGCAUGCGCGUCAUGUCGCGCUUACCAAGAGCUUACUCCAAGUCUUCUCCACCGACCUCAGAAGCUAACCCAAAGUGCGUCUUGUUCUCGGUCAAAUAACAUUCAUGAACUGCAGAUGCGCCCAUGUCUAUCUUGAGAGCAACGAGCGCCGCUGAGCCUCACCAUCGUAACAGGGCUGGUCGCGAACCGGCUGUGAUCCAAGGAGAUGUGAUCGUGCUGUUCCUUCUGAUUGGAGUGUGUAUCUGGAUAUGGCACGCUGCAUUUCGGAAAACACCAGAGCUCGAGGCUCCCCAUGGGUUCUUGCAGAGACAGCUUGAUGCGUGCCCCUUCACCAUCCGUCAAAUCAACAGAACUACGUUUUUGAUCCGCGAACUUGACCGUUUCGACGAAAACCCCAACAUCUAUGUGAAGAAACAUACGGAGAUUCUCGCAGAUGGGCGAACAGUAAAUUUACUCAUCGUCAACGAUACCGGCUGCGGCACCUCCGUCUCAAGCAAACUAUCCCGCACCGGCCAAUGGAACAUCCGCACCUUCAUCGACCACCACCUCAACCCGUCUUCCUCAAUCCCCUAUCUCGUCAUCCUCUCGCAUUGCCACUACGACCACAUUCUCGGCCUCAAUCCGAUCCUCCGACCCACCCACAUGACUCAUUCGACACGCACCCUAAUCGUAUCGUCCGGCUACGAUCCCUCCUUCAUUGCCCCCAGCAAUCUGCGCAAACACUCGCUGUGCGCUGACCUGGGUCUCCGCUUGCCCCCUUACCAUACCAGUGUAUGGGCGCAGCACGCCCAGUCCUUGGACGUCGUGCACCCGAAGCUCGGCGCGCAUAUGCAACUUCCCAUCAUCACUUUGCACACGCCGGGCCAUACACCCGAUAGUCUGAGCUGGUACGAUGCGGACGAGCGCGCGCUGUAUGUUGGAGAUGCGUUUUACGAAACGCCUGCUCAGAUUCUGUUUCCGAGUGAGGGCAAUUUGAAGGAGUGGUGGAGGAGCGUUGAUAUGCUCAUUGCGUUUGUGCAGGAGAGGAACGAGGCAGGUACAAGUACGGUCACCCUAUCUGCAGGGCAUGUCACGGCUGGUGUGGAUGCUUUGGAUUGUUUACUCGGGGUCAAGGAGUUCAUGGUGAGGGUGCUGAGGAAUGAGGUGCAGUUCGAAGAAGAACCGAUGAAGAGGGGCGAGAGGUUCGGAUCAUGGAGGGAGGAGGGAGGGAGAUUCAGUCUUGGUGCGCCGUUGAGGCUCAUUGAAGAGGGCAGGAAAGCAAUCCUUGAAAGGGAGUGGAGAGAAUGGAAAAUUGGUGUAACGUCUAGUGCUGUACGAUGAGCUUGCUGGCUGGGUCAGCUGGUUAGCUGGGUUGGUUGGGUUCUAGGCUUCAGCGGCUGGGUUGGUCGCAUUUUGGGUCUGAACUUUACAUAACAGUAGAUGUCAUUCGUAACUCAGGGGUUAUAAUCAGGUUCGUUUUCAUGGCUCGAUGCGGUCGUCCCUCGGCAAGGCAUUCAUCAUUAGUGUACGUUAGCUCUAGCCUCUACUGCUUAGCCUGCUCCUUCUUUUCCGCCUCAGUCAAGCCAAGACUAUCCGUUCCGCUCCUGCUCGUGUCCUUGACAAAGUUUCCGCCAGCUACAACAUCGUUAGCAAUUCAUCUCUCCGUAAACGUUGCGAGCAUCUCAGACAUCGAGAGCAACACAAGGUG
Messenger RNA from Didymella exigua CBS 183.55, 1859 nucleotides. RefSeq lists its product as uncharacterized. The coding region runs from base 296 to 1492 and encodes 398 amino acids. The transcript has 2 exons. The record is from RefSeq and is a predicted model, not a curated record. NCBI's taxonomy places the organism in Eukaryota, Fungi, Ascomycota, Dothideomycetes, Pleosporales, Didymellaceae.